Diuraphis noxia (Russian wheat aphid) is the source of this 766-nucleotide messenger RNA. It is a transcript of the gene aay, whose product is annotated as phosphoserine phosphatase. Gene Ontology annotation, molecular function: L-phosphoserine phosphatase activity; magnesium ion binding. Gene Ontology annotation, biological process: dephosphorylation; L-serine biosynthetic process. The record is from RefSeq and is a predicted model, not a curated record. Gene Ontology annotation, cellular component: cytoplasm. Lineage: Eukaryota; Metazoa; Arthropoda; Insecta; Hemiptera; Aphididae.
CAGUGCAAUGUCAGGCAAGAUGGACUUCAGAGAAGCACUGUCGGCUCGACUUCAGAUAAUCAAACCAUCACUGAAACAAAUUCAAAGUUUCAUCAAAGACCGCCCGUUUAAUUUAACUCCGGGAAUUAAGGAACUUGUUGGAUUAUUGCAACAGAAGAAUAUUCCCGUGUACUUGAUAUCUGGCGGGUUYCGUGGCCUCAUUGGACCAAUAGCUAUCAAACUAAGCAUUCCAUUACAACACAUCUAUGCCAAUAAAUUAAAGUUCUUUUUAGAUGGAGACUAUGCAGGAUUUGACGAAAAAGAACCUACGUCAAAAAAUGGUGGUAAAGCUGAAGUAAUACACAUGUUAAAAGAAAAAUAUGGUUAUACGAAAUUGUUUAUGAUUGGAGACGGAAUUACUGAUUUAGAAGCAUCUCCACCCGCUGACGCAUUCAUCGGAUUUGGUGGUAAUGUCGUUCGAGAAGAAGUAAAGGCGAAGUCGAAAUGGUACAUUGAAAGUUUUCAAGAGCUUAUCAAUACUCUGCAGUGAUUUUUUAAAAGACUUCACUUUUGUUAUAAUAAUUCGAACUAUUAAGUAUUGUGUCUAAAUAAUUCUGUACCUCUAGAAAUGUAUGAGACGACAAGCACUGAAGCAGCUGUACUCACUAUGGAUAAUUAAUACUUAUUGAUAACAAACACAACAGACAACAGUUAUACUUAAUUAUUUUAYAUAUUUAUAUUUUAUAUAUGAACCUUGUGUAAUUGUUUUAUAUUUUUAUUGAAUAAU